AGGCCUCGUCCCAGUCCACGGGCGGCCGCGGGCCGUCGGCUUGUGCGAGCGCGCCUGUGGUCGCCGUUCUCCGCCGGAGCCCGGGCCUGUCUCCCGGGCGUUGAAGGGGGGAGGGCGGGGAGCGGAGGUCAGCGCCCGUCCGAGUUCUCCGUCUGCGCGGCCCUCGCGUGGUGAGGCCUCGUCCGCUUAGCGACGCGCGUGGAGCCCCUGCUGUGAGCUGCCUCUCGUGCCAGGCGCCUGGGAUGCUGCGUGAAUGCGAGGUUCCUGCCCCUGGGCCGGUUCCUUAAACUCUCCCCGCCUCGCAGUGGAGACAACACCUCCCUCAUGGGUUUCUGGAAGGAUUAAGUGAUGUAACACAUACGACGGUUUACCCCAGUCUCCAGCACAUAGGAGGCGUUCAGGCAACGUCAGUGGCUGUUACCAAGUGACAGGGGUGUUUAUGAAGAACUGGGACUCGCUAGAUGAACAUGGAGUUUGCACUGCUGACAAAGACUGUGAAGAUGCUUACAGAGUUUGCCAAAUCUUGGACAUCCCUUUCCAUCAAGUGUCCUAUGUGAAGGAGUAUUGGAACGAUGUGUUCAGUGAUUUUUUAAAUGAAUAUGAAAAAGGAAGAACUCCCAAUCCUGACAUAGUCUGCAACAAGCAUAUCAAAUUCAGCUGUUUUUUUCGUUAUGCUCUGGAUAAUCUUGGAGCAGACGCGGUUGCCACAGGUCACUAUGCAAGAACUUCACUGGAAGAUGACGAAGUCUUUCAGCAGAAGCACGUGAAGAGGCCAGAAGGGCUUUUUAGAAAUCGCUUUGAAGUUAGAAAUGCGGUAAAACUUCUCCAAGCAGCUGACAGCUUUAAAGACCAGACCUUCUUUCUCAGCCAGGUUUCCCAGGACGCCCUGAGGAGAACCCUCUUCCCUCUGGGGGGAUUAACAAAAGAUUUUGUAAAGAAAAUAGCUGCUGAGAAUAGACUUCAUCAUGUGCUUCAGAAAAAAGAGAGCAUGGGCAUCUGUUUCGUUGGUAAAAGAAAUUUUGAAAAUUUCAUCCUUCAGUAUUUACAGCCUCGACCUGGGAAAUUUAUUUCUAUAGAAGACAAUAAGGUUCUGGGAACACACAAAGAGCCCACAGUGUUUGUGAGACGAGGCAGGGCUGGUGAAGUCGUACAGAGCAGCAAUGACGAUGGAGCAUCCUUGCCUUUCCUCUUCACCCUCCUGGGAUUGGCCCAAGGUACCAGAAGGAUUUUGUUUAAGGCCCCCCAGACAGACCACCCGGCUCUGUACAGGGACCUGCUGCGGACCAGCCGCGUGCACUGGAUCGCGGAGGAGCCACCCGCCACCCUGGUCCGUGACAAGAUGAUGGAGUGCCACUUCCGGUUCCGCCACCAGAUGGCGCUAGUGCCGUGUGUGCUGACCCUCAAUCAAGACGGCACCGUGUGGGUGACGGCUGUGAAGCCUGUGCGGGCCCUCACCCUGGGACAGUUUGCUGUGUUCUACAAAGGGGACGAGUGCCUGGGCAGCGGGAAAAUCCUGCGCCUAGGGCCGUCUGCCCACACGCUCCAGAAGGGCAAGAGCAAGUCCAGAGUGGCCACCGAGGGCUCCAUUGAUGGCCCGGGCCAUGGCCCUGGCUCGGGUCCCACGCUCUGAUGGAGGCUGAGAGGCUGCCGAGUGCCCAAGAACAGAUGUGGAGGAGCAGAGCCCAGGGUGUGGCAGCCAGGGGCUUGGCUGCUGCUGCCCAAACCAGGGGGAGCCUGGGCACAUCUGCUGCCCAGUGCCGGCCAGGCUGGCCAAGGUCCAGAAAGGUUCGAGAGCCUGGGAGCGCCCUGGGAGGAGAGGGCCCGCCCUGUCUUCUCGAAGUUGCAGUACUGGUCAGAAGGACUUGCUGGCCAGUGGGUCUGUCCCAGGUGCCGCAUUUAUAGAGUUCCUCUUUCAUACCCUAGGAAGGUUUUCCACUCAGGAGCAUGGAGGGGACCUUGGAGGGGGCGGUAUGGGCUGAGGGACAGCGUCAAAUAAAAAUUCUGGCUGGGGGGCUGGCCCCAUGGCCGAGUGGUUAA
Messenger RNA from Equus caballus (horse), 2037 nucleotides. Lineage: Eukaryota; Metazoa; Chordata; Mammalia; Perissodactyla; Equidae. The record is from RefSeq and is a predicted model, not a curated record.